Theileria annulata is the source of this 1608-nucleotide messenger RNA. RefSeq names its product DEAD-box family ATP-dependent helicase, putative. Bases 1 to 1608 code for a protein of 535 amino acids. The transcript has 6 exons. NCBI's taxonomy places the organism in Eukaryota, Apicomplexa, Aconoidasida, Piroplasmida, Theileriidae. Gene Ontology annotation, biological process: maturation of LSU-rRNA from tricistronic rRNA transcript (SSU-rRNA, 5.8S rRNA, LSU-rRNA). Gene Ontology annotation, molecular function: RNA helicase activity; ATP binding; nucleic acid binding. The record is from RefSeq and is a predicted model, not a curated record. Gene Ontology annotation, cellular component: nucleolus.
AUGAUUAAUUCAAUUUCUAAAAAUUCAGAAUCUUCUUCACAUACUGUUAACUCUCAUAAUAACAACUCUCAUAGUACUGAUUUACAUAGUACCGACUUAAAUACUACCAAUAGCAACUCUCAUACUACUAAUUCUCAUACUAAUGACUCUCAUAUUAAUGAUAAUGAUGUUGAAAUGAAUAAUAAUGGAGAUGUUUAUUUUUCGGAUUCCUUAUUUUCAGAUUUUGAGAUUUCUGAACCAAUUCUUAAAGCUUUAACUGAGAAUAAUUUUAUUAAAACUACUGAAAUCCAAGCUAAAUGUAUUCCUCCUUUACUUCAAGGUAAAGAUGUACUUGGUAAAGCUAAAACUGGUUCUGGUAAGACAUUGGCAUUUUUGAUACCAAUGGCUGAGGUAUUAUAUCAAGUUAAGUUUAUGCCUAGGAAUGGUACUGGUGGUUUGAUAAUAUCACCAACUCGUGAAUUGAGUUUACAGAUAUUUGAGGUUGGGAAGGAGAUUUGUAAGUAUUUACCACAGACUUUGGGUCUUGUAAUGGGUGGUGCAAAUAGAAAACAAGAGGAAUUUAAACUUGUAAAAGGUGUUAAUAUAUUAAUUGCUACACCAGGACGUCUAUUAGAUCAUAUGCAAAAUACUAAAGGAUUUGUAUAUAAAAAUUUAAUGGUAUUUGUAAUUGAUGAAGCUGAUCGUAUAUUACAAAUUGGAUUUGAACAAGAAAUGAACCAAAUUAUUAAACUUUUACCUAAAAAUAGACAAACUUCUUUAUUCUCUGCUACACAUACUUCUAAUGUUGAUGAUCUAGCCAGACUUUCACUUAAAUCACCAAUAUUCCUACAAGUAUCUGGUAUGGAGAAUGCUACAGUGAGUGGUUUGGAACAAGGAUAUGUAGUAUGUGAAGCUGAGAAUAGAUUCAUGUUAUUAUAUACAUUUUUAAAGAAGAAUUUGGAUAAGAAGAUUAUGGUCUUUUUCAGUAGUUGUAAUUCAGUCAAAUUCCAUGACGAAUUACUUAAUUACGUUGAUAUCCCAGUCAAAUGUAUUCAUGGUAAAAAGAAACAAACUAAUCGUCUUACAACUUAUUAUUCUUUCUGUAAAGCUACUAAGGGUCAUUUAUUAUGUACUGAUGUUGCCGCUAGAGGUUUAGAUAUUCCAAAGGUAGAUUGGAUAGUACAAUAUGAUCCACCAGAUGAUCCUAAAGAUUAUAUACAUAGAGUUGGUAGAACAGCACGUGGUGCUGAAGGUAAAGGAAAAGCAAUAUUAUUCCUAAUGCCAGAAGAAUUGGGAUUUCUACACUAUCUAAAAUCACUAAAUGUGACCAUUAAUAAGUAUGACUUUAACUUGAGCAAAAUCGCAAAUGUACAAAUUCAUUUGGAGAAACUAAUUGAAAAGAAUUAUCAUCUCAAUCGAUCAUCUAAAGAAGCUUAUCGUUCAUAUCUUCAUGCAUAUAUGUCACAUAGUUUGAAGGAUAUAUUUAAUGUACAUUCACUUGAUUUGAAAAGAGUAGCAAAGUCAUUUGGAUUUUCAACACCACCUAAAGUUGACCUGAAUACUAAACCAUCAAAUCGAACCAAAUCAAGACUACUCAAGUUCAACAAAUCCAAUCAACUACAUAAAUAA